Molecule: messenger RNA, 2107 nt
Organism: Vigna umbellata (rice bean)
Lineage: Eukaryota; Viridiplantae; Streptophyta; Magnoliopsida; Fabales; Fabaceae
Product: putative chlorophyll(ide) b reductase NYC1, chloroplastic
Biological process (GO): chlorophyll catabolic process; PSII associated light-harvesting complex II catabolic process
Molecular function (GO): chlorophyll(ide) b reductase activity
Source: RefSeq, a predicted model, not a curated record
GGUCAUCACACUCUACUAUGUUCCUUGUUACGUUUCUAGUUACAUUUCCUUCGAUCUAGCUUCGUCUGAUAUUUUUCUCCACCAGCAAGCUUACAAAAACUUAGUUUUCAGUUUUCACCAAAAAGAUAACAAUAAAUAAAGCCACAUCGUAUACAGCACUUCUCACUAUCCAUUUUCAUGAACUUUGCAUCUUCAGAUAUUCUAUCACCACAUCCAUGGCGGCAGUUGUCAAGCUUCACGUUUUCCCGGAUAGUUUGAACAGGCACAAAACAAGGUUUUUCAGGAGGGGUUUUGGCUCGUGCCCUUCUCCCGGGGUGCUUGGUUUUGGCCAUGAUUGUGAUCGGUUCUCUGUGAGAGAGUGCAGGGCCUUCAGGACUGAAGAUGGUGGGGAUGCGAAGGAGAAAAAGUCUCGAAAUUUGAAGAAAAGUGAAGUGAAUUCCAAAAGGGAAAGUGGGUUUUGGAGUUCGCUCCAGUCUAUCUUGUUGAGGAAUUUCAUGGUGGGUUCAAAAUCAGACGAUGAGUAUCGCCAAGCUGUGGUGAAGGUGGAGGGUCUGCUAUCCUCGAUUGCCAUUCAAAUUGGAAGGUAUAUUGUGACCAUGAUGAGCACUGGGGUCAUCCUUUCGAUCGGAUUUCAGAUGUCAGGUGGAGACAGUCAAAUGGAUGCAUUGAUUUGGUACAGUUGGCUAGGAGGAGUGAUCAUUGGAACAAUGAUAGGUGCUAACAUGGUGCUGGAGGAACAUUGUCGUGCUGGUCCGCGUAAUGUUGUCAUAACAGGGAGUACAAGGGGAUUGGGGAAAGCCUUAGCUCGAGAGUUUCUUCUUUCUGGAGAUCGUGUGAUUGUUACCUCUCGAAGCCUCGAGUCUGUGCAAGCAACUGUUAAAGAGCUUGAGGAAAAUCUGAAGGAAGGCAUUGCCAAUUCAGUUGGUUCAUCACUGACAAAACUUUCUCAUGCAAAGGUGGUAGGCAUUGCUUGUGAUGUUUGUGAGCCUCAUGAUGUGCAGAGAUUGGCAGACUUUGCUGUCAAAGAACUUGGUUAUGUUGAUAUCUGGAUAAAUAACGCCGGAACAAAUAAAGGUUUUAGACCAUUGCUUCAGUUUAGUGACGAAGAUAUUAAACAGAUUGUCUCAACAAAUUUGGUUGGAUCUAUUCUUUGUACACGAGAAGCCAUGCGUGUGAUGAGAAACCAAGCCAAUGCAGGUCACAUAUUUAACAUGGAUGGUGCAGGUUCUGGAGGCUCCAGCACACCUUUGACUGCUGUAUAUGGUUCUACAAAGUGUGGCCUCAGGCAACUUCAGGGAUCACUUUUAAAGGAGUGCAAGCGAUCCAAAGUAGGUGUCCAUACUGCAUCUCCAGGCAUGGUUCUUACAGAUCUGCUUUUAAGUGGUUCAACUGUCCAAAACAGGCAGAUGUUUAACAUCAUCUGUGAGCUUCCAGAAACUGUUGCUAGAACAUUAGUUCCACGAAUGCGGGUUGUCAAGGGAACAGGCAAAGCCAUCAAUUACUUGACCCCUCCCAGAAUCUUACUCGCUUUGGUCACUGCCUGGUUACGGCGAGGUCGCUGGUUUGAUGAUCAGGGAAGAGCAUUGUAUGCAGCCGAAGCAGACCGAUUGCGUAACUGGGCCGAAGAUCGGGCCCGGUUUUCUUUCACAGAUGCAAUGGAAAUGUACACAGAGAACACCUGGUUAUCAGUCUUCUCACUUUCAGUUGUGUGUGCCUUCAUAAUUCUUUCCAGCACAGGCAACAAUAUGCCUGGCACAUGAUGUCUUGCUGCCAAUGCAAAAAAGUGCAUCUGCAUUCCGUGGACAGGCAAUUGGUGCCUGAAAAAUCAUCAAGACAACAACAUAGUGAAACUAAAUCUAAAUCAUAAACAAAGUGGAUCUGUGUUUUUUUCCACCAUGUCCACCCAAAACAGUUAUAUCAUUUGACACACUCAGUUGUCUAUAGCUCUGUGUAUAGGCUUCUCUGCAAUCGGCAUUCAUCAUUGAGUUGCCUGUAGUCAUAGUAUGUUACCAUGUAUAACCUUCAUUGAAUUGUAGACUGUAGUGAAAUCUCAUAUUUUCUACCCCAUAUAUUUAUUUGAAUCUAUGUUUACUUAUAUUGGACAUCA